CUUGUAUCCAUACCGGUGCUUUUCCAACACUUGUCACCCGUUAGUUCUGAAACUGCGCCUCACCUUCAACCUCCUCCCUCUUCAUCAACGACACCUCACCUUCGAAGGGUUGAGAUUUCCACUCAUUUCUAUCGAUUUUUUUUGUCCUUCCUCUCGACCUCAUCUCCUUCGUACGCGUCCGAUUACUUUAUCCCCCGCGAUACCAUGGCCACCGAGGCCUCCAUCGCCCUCACCAACCGCUCCCUCCGUACCAUUCGCACCGAACUUGAAUUUCUUGCAGACUCCUCCAUCAUCUCCCCUGAACAGCUAUCGUCCAUUCUCGCUCAAUUACCAGCCCAGACACCUCUACAUGCUCCUCUCCAGACCCCCGUCAAUAAUGUCUCAACAAACACUCCAGUUGAUCAAUUCUCGAACAUGAGUCUGAAGGAACAUUAUGCCCCAGUCCCAACACCUGCACCUUUACCUCCUCCAGCAUAUGUGCAGACACCACAGAUACUAUCAAUUGCAACGGCGCUUUAUGCAUAUACCCCCACAGAUGCUGGUGACCUGGCGCUACAGCAAGGGGACCGGAUACAGGUUACAGAGCACAUGAACAAUGAUUGGUGGCGAGGCCGCAAUGAACGUACCAACAUGGAAGGCAUCUUCCCUCGAAGUUAUGUCAAUGUCAUUGAGGAAAAAGGACGGCCCCCUUUGCAACCUCAGCCAUCAGACUAUGGAAACAUGCCACUCCAAGUAGCCCAAGGUGGCAUGACGACUGGUCCUGAUGGGCGGAAAUACAGCAAGCUGGAAGAGCAAGGCAAGAAAUUUGGCAAGAAGAUGGGAAAUGCCGCUAUUUUCGGUGCUGGUGCCACGAUUGGCAGCAACAUUGUCAAUGGCAUAUUCUAAUGAUGGUUUUAUUUCUUAUAAUGUCAAAUUUCAGCCGCAACAGGCUACGAUCAGGGAUUUGGGUAGAACAACAAGCGCCUUUUCGCUGUGAAGGGCGUCACCUCAAGGGGAGUGAUUACGGUUCCACACCACAAAAAUUGGGAAAUUCUUAUGUCAAACAGGCGUGCAUGGGCAAACGGCGCAGGAGAUUCCGGGAGAGUGAUGAAUGAUUGAUUGGGCUAAGCAGCAACAGCCUUUCACCCUCAGAACUACAUUUCUUUUGUGAUGUAUCCGGAUUGGGAGCAAUCAACCAAAUUUUCCUUCACCAGAGAGAUUGACCACUUCGCUUCUGGAUGAUGAUGAUGGACUGGGAUUGCAAGUCGCACAUGGCAGACUUUGCAAAUUUUGAGCCACAGUCCUGAUUAGAAUAUGCAAGAUUUUUUUUGCUGCAAAUAUUGGUAUCUGAUAAGGUUCAAUUCUCUAUCUGUGUUGAAUUCCGGGGUAUCUUUUAUCAUCAUAUCCCAAAUCUGAUCAUCCUGAUCUGCUCGCGCCUUUCUCAAUCAUUAGCGUCGAGUUCCUUUCACCUCAGCUUUCCCAAACGAGGUGCAUAUCAAGCGUGUCGCGUAAAUAAUGUACCGGUCACCGCCUCUUAUUCUAAG
Molecule: messenger RNA, 1523 nt
Organism: Exophiala oligosperma
Lineage: Eukaryota; Fungi; Ascomycota; Eurotiomycetes; Chaetothyriales; Herpotrichiellaceae
Exons: 3
Coding region: 205-885 (226 amino acids)
Biological process (GO): protein transport to vacuole involved in ubiquitin-dependent protein catabolic process via the multivesicular body sorting pathway
Cellular component (GO): ESCRT-0 complex
Molecular function (GO): protein binding
Source: RefSeq, a predicted model, not a curated record